UUGACAACAACUUUUUGGAGUCUUGCUUGAUUUGGCGGAAGAAACGAUGUCCGGAAAGGAUCUUAAGGGUUUGUACAAGACUCUUGGAGUGGAUACCAACGCUGAUGAGACCGCAAUCAGGAAGGCAUACAGACGACUUGCUCUUCGAUGCCACCCUGACAAAAACCAAGACAAUGAAAACGCCACGGCGGAGUUUCAGAAAAUUGCAAAUGCGUAUGAGGUGCUCUCUGAUCCCAAACGUCGGUCUCUCUAUGACUCCACCGGCUGUGUGGACGCAGAGGAGCUUGACGGUGAUGGUUUCAUGCGAGCAGAAGAUUUGUUUGCAGCCUUUUUCGGCGGGGGCAUGGCGCAGGAUCUUGAUGAUGAAGAGCAGGCGAUGCUCGACGAGUUUCUCAAGAUGACAGGGGCUUUUAGCUUUAAGGCCGGUGGCAAGAAGGGCCGUCGUCGUCGUGGAAAAGCACAGGCCGCCUCAUUUGAGAAGGCCUUUCUGGCUGCCAUGGCAGGAAUGCCAACCACGGAUCCUACAUGUCCUUCAGGGCAUGCCUUGAAAAGGAAGAAAGCUGACGGAGGCUAUGAAUGUGAUAUUUGCCAAGAAGAUGUGCCUGAUGGCAAGCGGUUCUUUGACUGCCGAAAGUGUGACUUCAGCAUGUGCGCAAAGUGCUACAAGCACGCAGAGGCCGCCGCAAUGGAGGAGGCAGAAGAGGAAGAGGAGGAGGGAGAAAUAUUUGAAGCUUUCUGCUCGAUGAACAUUCAGCCAGAACGCCAGGGUGGACGGCUGGCCUUCCGCUGCAAGUUAUGUGGCAAACUCCUGGACACUCAGAGCAAGGCCGCAGAGCACCUUGUCGACGACCAUGCCCAGGAAUUCGAGAUGGUAGCCAAUGAAGUCCGUUCCGAAAUGGGCGGUUAUGCUGCCGCAUCGUCUUCAGGAAUGGAUGGCUUCGAGGCAUUCCUUCUUGGGGCCAUGGAGGGUUUUGGCCCGGGCCCAAUGGGUGACCUCGGCGGCGGCUUUGGUGGUCUUGGCGGCCCUCCAAAGGGAAGGCGUCACAGGAGAAAGCGCUGAGUCCAACUGGGAGUCUCGGAGCGGAGGCAAGCCUUGCACAGUGGUUGCUGCCUUCUAGCGAUCCAUGUUGAUCGUGGCAAGUUCUUAAUUUGCAGCUCUGAGACUUAGUAUAUGAAUCACUGCAAUGUAGGUGAUGUCAAUAGAUUGGUAGACUUUUCCCAGACUUUGCCGGCACAUCAGCAAGAUGCGGAUGACCGAGCCUCACUUAGAUUGGCCUGCAACUAAGCGUGGCCACCUGCCAUCGAAUGCUUGAA
Durusdinium trenchii is the source of this 1314-nucleotide messenger RNA. NCBI's taxonomy places the organism in Eukaryota, Dinophyceae, Suessiales, Symbiodiniaceae. The record is from the annotation of a GenBank genome assembly.